This is a messenger RNA of Terrapene triunguis (Three-toed box turtle), 1079 nucleotides long. RefSeq names its product phosphatidylinositol glycan anchor biosynthesis class L (gene PIGL). The record is from RefSeq and is a predicted model, not a curated record. Gene Ontology annotation, molecular function: N-acetylglucosaminylphosphatidylinositol deacetylase activity. Lineage: Eukaryota; Metazoa; Chordata; Testudines; Emydidae. Gene Ontology annotation, cellular component: endoplasmic reticulum. Gene Ontology annotation, biological process: GPI anchor biosynthetic process.
AUGAAUCCAUUCUGGGUGGAGUUCCCGCAAAGGGCUCAUUUUCCCCUCCCCAAAGGGGGACAUGUGGUGGGCCAGUUCUGGAAGGGCAGUGAAAAGGGAGUGAGCCCUGCGUGUUAUCCCUGUCACUCCCUCCUGGGUUCACUCAAAGAAGAGAGCCUUGGUCAGGGAAAAGCCCUUCCAGGCGCGGAACCUUUCUGCCGCUUGUCCUUGUUCCCGCCCGGAACGACGUGGUCCCUUCCGGUUUCGGUCGCUAUGGCGCUGGCGCUGCUGGGUUCGUUCCUGGCGGCGCUGCUUGCGCUGGUGUGGCUGGGCUCGCGCUGGCUGCGACGACGCGGCGCGGGUUGGGGACACCAAACCCUGUGUGCGGCGGGACCAGCGCGGGCCGAUGACGUACGUGCACUGGUCGUGACGGCGCACCCUGAUGACGAAGCAAUGUUCUUUGCUCCCACAAUCCUCAGCCUGGGCAGGUUUCAGGCCCAACUCUGGCUGCUGUGCUGCUCUUCAGGAAAUUACUACAAUCAAGGGGAGCUUCGUAAGAAUGAACUUGUACAGAGUUGUGCUAUUUUGGGGAUCCCUCCUUCCAAUGUAACAGUUAUUGACCACAGGGACCUUCCAGACGAUCCAGCUGUUGAAUGGGACACACAUCUCCUCUCUACCUUUGUGCUAAAGCACAUAGAAACCAACCAUAUCAACCUGGUGAUAACCUUUGAUGCAGGAGGAGUGAGCGGCCACGCUAACCACAUCGCCCUUUACACUGCUCUAAGGUCCCUGCAGUCAGAGGGGAAGUUACCUGAAGGGUGCCGGGUCCUUACCCUCAAGUCAGUAAACCUCCUCCGGAAGUACAUCUCCAUCCUGGAUGUGCCCAUUAGCUGCCUCCAGUCCCAGGAUGUUCUCUUUAUACUAACAAAGGAGGAGUCUGAACAAGCCAAGAGAGCCAUGCGGUGCCAUCACAGCCAGCUUCUCUGGUUCCGCCACACCUAUAUCCUGUUCUCACGCUUCAUGGUGAUCAAUUCACUUUGCCUUCUAUAAAGGGAAGGAGAAUCAUACACACUUCCAGGGGUAUUGAGAGACCAGAGAAG